UUAAAUAGUGUUCAUCAGUAACACUUUUGAAAACCGACAAUCAUCAUAUCUUGCCCUGACCGAACAAUGUCUCCCAAAUGUUGGUUGUUCACUUGUUUAGAAUUAUAAUUUAUAUCGUGAGCAUUGUCGUAUAUUGCAUAAGUAACGUACAUUAAAGAAGUGAUCUUCGUGAUGAUGUAUUAACUAGAUGCAUGUAAGUAUGAACGUUACGGGAGUAAUCGAGCCCAAAGGCAGGCGUGAUAAACACAGUGAGUAUGGUGGGAACUCCCUCACUAGAGCUGAGUGCUGGAUGAUCUCAGCGACGUCCGCUUUCAGUACGCCGCUUCUAUAAUAACCUCGGGCCUGGAGGACGCUCGGUUCGAAUUCGUGAGAGCGCUGAUUUCGGUUUCAAAGAGGCGAGGCGAUAAAAGUGACGUCUUGAGAUGGCGGAAACUGCUCCUGCUCAACCACCAGCUGCGGCUACUUCAGCGCCUAAAAGCCCCAAGAAGAAGCGCGCCGCUCCAAAGGCCAAGAAGGUCGGCCCCAGCGUGUCCGAGCUCAUCCUCAAGGCUCUGGCCAGCAGCAAGGAGAGGAACGGCGUGUCUCUUCCUGCGCUCAAAAAGUCGCUUGCUGCCGGAGGAUACGACGUGGAGAAGAACAAUGCCCGCGUGAAGUUGGCCAUCAAGAAGCUCGUGGCCAAAGACGCCGUGGCGCAAGUGAAGGGCAGCGGCGCGUCUGGCUCUUUCAAACUCAACAAGGAAAAGGCUGCCGCAAAGGCGAAGCCCAAGUCGUCAACGGCAAAGCCCGCAGCUAAAAAGCCCGCGGCAGCCAAGAAGGUGAAGAAGCCCGCGGCAGCCAAGAAGACCGCGCCCAAGAAGUCUCCCAAGAAAGCAAAGAAGCCCGCGGCUGCCAAGGCGGCCAAGAGCCCCAAAAAGGUGAAGUCGGCUGUUAAGCCCAAGAAGGCGGCGAAGAGCCCAGCCAAGCCCAAGGCUGCGAAGCCCAAGGUCGCUAAGCCCAAGACCGUCAAGGCCAAGGCCGCCAAACCCAAGGUGGCCAAGCCCAAGAAGGCCGCGGCCAAGCCCAAGAAGACUGCGCCAAAGAAGUGAAUCCGAUGGGACGACCGACGCUCGAUUCACUCCACCUCAACGGCUCUUUUCAGAGCCACCCACUUCGUUCAAAAAGUGAACCAGAUGCUGCUGCGCUUCAAUUAGUUCAAAUUAACUGUGUAACAUUUCACCCACUCGAUGUGUUUUAAGCAUUGAUGUGAUGGGAGUGAUCGAGCCCGAAAGCAGGGAUCACAAACACAGGCGAGGCGGGUGGCAGCUCCCUCACUCGAACUGAGUGCAGAGUAAUCUCAGCGACGUCAGCAUUCUCGCUGGCGAUUCUAAUCUAAAUCCAGAUUCAAAAUCGAUGCAUUCUUGACGAACCUCCAAUUUUGAUUAUGUGUUGCA
Molecule: messenger RNA, 1430 nt
Organism: Lethenteron reissneri (Far Eastern brook lamprey)
Lineage: Eukaryota; Metazoa; Chordata; Hyperoartia; Petromyzontiformes; Petromyzontidae
Product: histone H1.5-like
Biological process (GO): nucleosome assembly
Cellular component (GO): nucleosome
Molecular function (GO): structural constituent of chromatin; DNA binding
Source: RefSeq, a predicted model, not a curated record